CCAUUGAAGAUUCCUGAUAGGGACGAGGUAACCUCCUUUAGAAGUCACUUCUUUGAGAAAUGAAAGCCGCAACAACCAUUCCAAUUUAUUUUUUAAUUGAAUCUUCGUUGUCCACACGCAACAAGAGGGGUUGCUAUAUACACAACAUUAUUGUUAUUAUUGCAUAUUCCACUUGACUAAGAUAUUCCUAUUCCACAUCCUAGUGUAAUCUCUACCACCAGUGUGUGAAAGGAAACAAUAAGGUGAAUUUAUAUAUAGCAAAGUUUGUUUAUAAUGAAACAAGGGAAGGAAGAAAGUGAUGUAGUUGGAUCAAGGACAAAGAGAGUGGUUCCAAGGCCGCCUCCUCCUCCUCCGCUUCCAAAGUUCCGGGGAUUCACGAGGCCAAGAGCAGAGGAGAGCGUGACGAACCGAGAGAUCGCGAGGUUUUGGAGGCAGAAGCGGAUCGAGGAGGAGGAUCAUCUCCUUGCUGCCAUCAAGGCAGCAGCAAGACUUCGAGCUCGAAAUCUCUCGGAGGAAGAUUAUCUGAACUUUGAAUUGUCCUUGAGGGAUGAGAGUGAUGAAGGUGACACCAAGGAAAAAAUGUGGACAAAAAGCAAGUAUGCUUAUUUGAACCAACCAGCCAUAGAUUCCAUGGAUCCUUCCAAGAAACGAAUUUCAUCAACUUAUGUUCCCAAUUGUAUGUCUUACAAUCCCAAGGCUUUGUACCCUACAGCUAUUGGCGCAUUUUAAGCCAUAUAGGUGUCUUAAGAUGUAUUUCAUCGUGAUUAAUAUCAUCAUUAUUGAUGUAAUGGUAAUGUUUCCUUUGUUUUGUUAUUAAAAUGUCAACGUGUUCAUCUUUCAAUUCAUUUCUACUGUCUAGUGGUUUGAGAUUAGGAGAAAAAAAAAAAAGGGAAAGAAUCUGGAAACUAUGUACAUGUAAGUCAUUGUAUUGUUCUGCUUCCUGGUUAUUCACCAGUGAUUAUUGAAUGAUGAAGGUCUUGUUACUUAUUUAA
This is a messenger RNA of Arachis ipaensis, 992 nucleotides long. Lineage: Eukaryota; Viridiplantae; Streptophyta; Magnoliopsida; Fabales; Fabaceae. The record is from RefSeq and is a predicted model, not a curated record.